Cuscuta campestris is the source of this 2011-nucleotide messenger RNA. NCBI's taxonomy places the organism in Eukaryota, Viridiplantae, Streptophyta, Magnoliopsida, Solanales, Convolvulaceae. The record is from the annotation of a GenBank genome assembly.
CAGAUUACAAACUUUACCAGAAGCUGAAAUGGAGGAGAGAUUUGCAAAACCAGGCAUGGGUAUAAUACUGCUUUUCUUGAUAUGCCUAUCUGCAGGUGGCACAGAAGCCGCCGCCAAGUACAAGGACCCAAAUCUGCCCAUUGGGGUUAGAAUCAGAGACUUGAUGAAAAGAAUGAGUCUUGCUGAAAAGUUAGGGCAGAUGACCCAGAUUGAAAGGCAUGUUGCCUCCCCUUCUGUCAUCAAGAAAUACUUCAUUGGGAGUGUUCUGAGUGGUGGAGGGAGUGGACCGGAGCCUAAGGCCUCAGUGGAGGCGUGGGUCAAUAUGGUAAAUGAGAUCCAGAAAGGGGCUCUUUCGACCCGUCUCGGGAUCCCAGUGCUUUAUGGGAUUGACGCAGUUCACGGUCACAACACUGUUUAUGGGGCCACGGUUUUCCCUCAUAAUGUUGGGCUUGGAGGCACAAGAGAUCCAGAACUUGUGAAGCGGAUUGGAGCUGCCACUGCACUUGAAGUCAGAUCCACGGGAAUCCCUUAUGUUUUUGCUCCUUGCAUCGCAGUUUGUAGGGAUCCAAGAUGGGGACGAUGUUACGAAAGCUAUAGUGAGGAUCACAGGAUUGUGCGAAUGAUGACUGAGAUUAUACCUGGUUUACAAGGGGAUCUCCCACCAAACUCCCAUAAAGGCAUUCCUUUUGUUUCUGGAAGGGAAAAAGUUGCGGCGUGUGCCAAACACUUUGUGGGGGAUGGAGGCACGUUCAAGGGCAUUGAUGAGAAUAAUACCAUUAUUAGCGUAGACGAGUUGUUUGACAUUCACAUGCCCGCAUAUAUUGAUUCUGUUAGAAAGGGCGUUUCAACGGUAAUGGUGUCUUACUCUAGCUGGAAUGGCAUGAAGAUGCACGCUAAUCGUGCUCUAAUCACCGGCUUUCUCAAAGACAAACUCAAGUUCAGAGGAUUUGUUAUUUCUGAUUGGGAAGGAAUUGACAAAAUUACCGAUCCACCCCGUGCUAAUUACACUUAUUCCAUUCAAGCUGCAAUUCUGGCAGGGAUUGAUAUGGUUAUGGGUCAGGAGAGUUUGACAGAGUUUUUAGACGUUUUCGCGUCCCUCGUGAGGAAAAAAAUCAUUCCCAUUAGCCGAAUAGACGACGCCGUGAGGAGGAUACUAAGGGUAAAAUUUGUGAUGGGUCUGUUUGAUAACCCGGUGGCGGAUCUCAGCCUGAAGAAUCACUUGGGCAGCCAGGAACAUAGAGAACUCGCAAGAGAAGCCGUUAGAAAGUCGCUUGUUCUCUUGAAGAAUGGGAAAACCACAAACCACCCGUUACUCCCGCUGCCAAAGAAAGCAACAAAGAUUCUCGUGGCAAGGUCUUGGCGGCAAUGACAUCACUAUCGGGACGACAAUUUUAUCGGCCGUGAAAAGAACGGUGGAUCGAUCAACACGUGUCGUCUUCCAAGAGAAUCCAGACACAGAGUUUGUUAGGGCCAACCACUUUGAUUAUGCCAUUGUUGUUGUGGGAGAGCUUCCAUAUGCCGAGAUGUUCGGAGACAGCUCAAAUCUCACAAUACCCGAACCGGGAAUCAGUUCCAUCCACAACGUCUGUGGUGUUGUCCGAUGCGUAGUGGUCAUCAUUUCGGGCCGUCCGGUUGUGAUCGAGCCUUUUGUUAGCAAGAUAGAUGCACUUGUUGCUGCUUGGCUUCCGGGAACCGAAGGCCGAGGCGUUACGGAUCUUUUGUUUGGUGACUUCGGGUUCACGGGCAAGCUCGCCCGGACUUGGUUCAAGUUGGUCGACCAGCUGCCGAUGAACGUGGGCGAUCCACAUUACGACCCGUUGUUCUCUUUCGGGUUUGGUCUGGGGACCAAAGCUGUGUAAAAGGACCUAGAAAAUGUACUUCAUCACAUAUUGGCAUCAUAAUAAUCUUACUGGCUCAAUUUGUUUUUGGUUCAAGGAAUUCAUAAGAUAUUUUUUUCAUGUUUGGAUGAAAAUGAAACAAAAUGGAAGGAAAAGAAAAGGCAGGGAAAAUG